Messenger RNA from Phragmites australis (common reed), 909 nucleotides. Its product is annotated as protein STRUBBELIG-RECEPTOR FAMILY 7-like. The record is from RefSeq and is a predicted model, not a curated record. Gene Ontology annotation, biological process: protein phosphorylation. Bases 1 to 909 code for a protein of 302 amino acids. Gene Ontology annotation, molecular function: protein kinase activity; ATP binding. Lineage: Eukaryota; Viridiplantae; Streptophyta; Magnoliopsida; Poales; Poaceae. The transcript is spliced from 6 exons. Gene Ontology annotation, cellular component: plasma membrane.
AUGCUUGAUGGUGAAGCAACUUGGGAAGAUGUAUCCUUCAAGAAGCUGUAUCCAGAGUUUCAGCUCAAGGACGUGCUGUUUCCGAAGGAGGGAAAAGAUGUUUUAGCUGUGAAAAAGAUCAAUUUCUCCGCCUUCCCAAACCAUCCAUCUGAUUUGUUCAUUGAGCUGGUUGCCAACAUUGCAAAGCUAAAUCAUCCAAACCUCUCUGAGCUAGAUGGCUACUGCUCCGAGCAUGGAUCUUACAAGACUGGAUCUCUCCAUGACUUCCUUCACCGGUUGGAUGCGUACGGCAAACCGUUGUCUUGGAAUAGCCGUGUCAAGAUUGCGCUAGGAUCUGUGAGGGCAUUAGAGUAUCUACAUGAAACUUGUUCGCCAUCUAUCAUCCACAAGAAUUUCAAAUCGUCUAACAUACUGUUGGACAAUGAAAUUAACCCCCAUAUUUCAGAUUGCUGGUUUGCAGACCUGAUUCCUAACCAGGAACUCCAGGUAUUAAUCUGUUCGUGUGAAUCAGAUGACAACUCGGGAUACAGAGCUCCUGAGGUGACCAUGUAUGGUCAUUACUCUCUAAAGAGUGAUGUUUACAGCUUUGGAGUCGUCAUGCUAGAGCUGCUGACUGGCCGGAAAGCAUUCGACAGCUCCCAACCAAGGCCCCAGCAAUCAUUAGUCCGAUGGGCUGCUCCGCAGCUGCACGACAUCGACUCGCUGGAUCAGAUGGUUGAUCCUGCACUGGAGGGGCUGUACCCUGCGAAAUCGCUCUCUCGAUUCGCCGACGCAAUCGCGCUCUGUGUCCAGCCUGAGCCAGAAUUCAGGCCACCGAUUGCGGAGGUCGUCCAGUCCUGCUCGAGGGGGAUUCCCUACAGUUUGUCAGUUUUUUAUGAGAACGAUAGAAGUUACAGAUGUUGCAGCUAG